Molecule: messenger RNA, 2509 nt
Organism: Myxocyprinus asiaticus (Chinese sucker)
Lineage: Eukaryota; Metazoa; Chordata; Actinopteri; Cypriniformes; Catostomidae
Product: tetraspanin-5-like
Exons: 9
Coding region: 253-1068 (271 amino acids)
Biological process (GO): protein maturation; regulation of vascular endothelial growth factor signaling pathway; protein localization to plasma membrane
Cellular component (GO): membrane
Source: RefSeq, a predicted model, not a curated record
CUCACAUCUCUGUCUCCUAUCUCAAGGAGCGCUCGUCCCGUUAUUCGCUUUUAUUGCCAAUAGCUAGAAUAAUUGUGUUUUCUAGAACAGGAAAAAUCAUCGUUUUGGCGCAAUAGGCAUUGCAUGCCAAGCUAUCGACAUGUCGUAUACAUGAUAUACAUGGAGAUAACAGCUUUCUUGUCGGUGGGCGAAAUUUGUCUCCAUUAUUAAUAAUCAUCGGGAAGAUUCUCACUGGUUUAUCAAAACGCAAGUAUGUCAGGAAAACAUUUCAACGUCCACGAAGUGGGCUGUUGUAUCAAAUACUUCAUAUUCGGAUUUAAUAUUAUAUUUUGGCUGCUCGGGGUGGCUUUCCUGUCUGUGGCUCUGUGGGCCUGGAGUGAGAAGGGAGUUCUCUCCAACAUCUCCUCCAUCACAGAUCUGGGUGGGUUUGACCCAGUGUGGCUGUUUCUCGUGGUGGGUGGGGUGAUGUUCGUGCUGGGCUUCGCCGGAUGUAUUGGGGCGUUGAGAGAAAACUCCUUCCUACUCAAGUUUUUUUCCGUCUUUCUUGGAAUCAUAUUUUUCCUGGAGUUGACAGCAGGAGUCUUGGCGUUUGUCUUUAAAGACUGGAUCAAGGACCAGCUCAAGUUCUUCAUCAACAACAAUAUUAGAGCCUACAGAGAUGACAUUGACUUACAGAAUCUCAUUGACUUUACGCAAGAUUAUUGGGAGUGUUGUGGAGCAUUUGGGCCUGAAGACUGGAAUCUGAAUAUCUACUUUAACUGUACCGACACUAAUCUGAGCAGAGAGAAAUGUGGUGUUCCCUUUUCCUGUUGCACCAAGGACCCUGCUGAGGACGUAAUAAACACACAGUGUGGAUAUGACAUUCGAGCGAAAAGUGACACUGAACAGAAGUUGUUUAUACACAUAAAAGGAUGUGUACCACAGUUUGAGAAAUGGCUACAAGAGAAUCUAACAGUAGUUGCCGGAAUCUUCAUAGGAAUUGCACUUUUGCAGAUAUUUGGGAUCUGUCUAGCUCAGAAUCUCCUGAGUGACAUUGAGGCGGUCAGAGAGAGCUGUUUAUUCACCUGAAAUGCUUGAGCCAUUCCGCAGACAGAGCCUUCAUCUUUCUGUCUCUCAGCAACAGAAUUGGCACAUUGUCAUCACAGUAACUUAGCAGCCAGCGAGGGAGUCCAUUCACAUACUUCUUUUAUUACAAUGUACAGUGACAUCCUAUUGAUUCCAUGAUAGUGGUGUCCAACGUUAGAUUUGUAUUAUUUUGAAUUCACCUCUAAUCCUCUGAUCCAAACAUCAGACACAAAUUAAUUUAAAUAGUAUUAACAUGCUGACUCAACACGCAAUUUCUAAAGAGUACCCAUAAUGUUACAAUAAACAAAUAAGGGUGCAUUCUUUCAUUGCAUCUGCACUAUUUUUAAAUUGUUUGUCUAUGUAAAAGUACACUUUAAAUGUUGCAUUUUUAAGACGCUGUGUCAAGUUAAAAAUAGUUAAACUUGUAAAAGUAAAAGCAUGUCUGGAGAACCUGUAAUCAGUUUAUUUCAUUGCACAUGAUGUGUGUUUGCCCCUUAACACAUUUCUGCCUAAUUGCAGUUGAUGCAGAAGAUGCAGUGGUGUUAAAGGUGCUAUCAGUCAUGAGUUUCCAUGUUUGUAGGCAAAUACAAACACACUCACUCAGUAUUUAAAGGUCAUUGUAUACCCAAACAGAAUCUGCAACAAAAAAAAAAUUCACAUUUUUUGCACUGAUUGUGUCGGUAAAUCAGUAGAAUUAUUUUAAAUGAAUUCAAAUAUGGUCAAAUGUGUUAAAAAAUGUUGAGAUUACUAUACUUAUAUUGGUGGCUAAAAGCAUUGUUCAGUUAUCCAUAGUAUUUAAUAAACAAACAAGCAAGGGUCAGGAUUGUUCUAAUUUUGUGAAUGACAAGCGUUCAUAUUCUACAGAGCUUUUAGUAGAAUUUUGUGGGUGCCGAUUCAGUGCAGGCGUAGUUUUUAGUGAGACACACUAAAUUGUGCAAAGUAAAGAGUUACUGUACGUCUCCUGAACACUAUAUGAGUGUUUAGCUCUCAUGAUGACGUGAAAUGUACAUAAUUCAUUGAGACUAUAUGUUUAUUUUGUUCACAUUGUCACAUUGUGUAUAUUGCCUGUUAAAUUGAUUUUAUAAAAACAGUUGCUUUUGAAACUAAGGGAAAAUGCAUUGCAUGCAUAUUCGAAUAACACCUACAUUUUCCCAGUGUGAAAAUAUUUUUGUGAGUGGUUGUUUAUCUGUACUGGGUUUUGAAAUUAUAGACACUGUGUAAGUAAUGGUGUCACUAGAAUGUUUAAAAAAAAUUAGCACUUAGGUUUGAUGGCUUUGAUUUAAACUGGUGAGGUAAACCCAGAACAAAACCCACUAAUGUGAGUAUAUGGGUGAAUUUCUCAAAGUCUGUCAAGAACAUGACACAUUUCACUUCAAAAUCAAAAGACAAAAUAAGAAAUUCUGUUUUGCAUAAAGAAAAAUAAAGCAUAUUAUGGUGCCAUUUA